Molecule: messenger RNA, 913 nt
Organism: Zea mays
Lineage: Eukaryota; Viridiplantae; Streptophyta; Magnoliopsida; Poales; Poaceae
Source: RefSeq, marked validated
CUCCGGUCCGUCCGGCCGGCGCGCGCGGGUGAUGCAGAUGCAACCAGAGACCAGUAGGCUAGCUAGCUGCCUAGCUCGCUCGCUAGCCGAGCAGUAGUAGAGUAUCUGGGCGAUCGACUGGGACGACGGUCGACUGGGACGCCACCAUUAAUCAGUAAUGGCCGCCGGGUGCAACUGCAAGGCGGCCAUCGGGUGCGUGGACGCGCGCGCGCCGGUGCGGGCCAGCUAUGUGAGCCUGUACAAGUGGCCCGAGUCCGACGCCGAGUUCGUCAGGUCGGUGGCCAUGGCGCGGCGCCAGGGAGGAGGAGGAGGAGGAGGGCAGGAGAGCCCCGGCGGCGGCGCCAGCGCGCCGUCGUACUCGUACCACUACCACCACUACUACAACGGCAGCGGCAGCAUGCGGAGUAAUAACAGCGGCGAGCUGGCGGCGGGGUACUGCAGCCCCCGGGUGGUGGACAGCUACUCGUGCCGCCAGAUGUACCUCCGCAGCUACACCUUCUCCAAGCGGAAGGAGACGGUGCCCGAGCGCACCAUGGCGUGCCUCGGCCGCGUCCGGGACCGCGGCGCCGCGGUCUUCCCGCUGUUCCACCCGCAGCGGCACGGCGGUGGGUCGGCCGCCGCCGCCGCUGCCUCGGACGCCGCCUCCGUCGGCAGCGCCAGCCACCGCACGGAGGACGACGGCGUGCUGGGGCUCCGUCGCGGCAGCAAGCAGCAGCAGAGGCGGCGGCGGAGGAAGAAGAACAAGAAGAAAGGGUGCGCCGUGGUGCGGAGGCUGCACGAGGCGUCCUGCGGCGCCGUGCGCGCCAUCUUCCGCCGCCUCCUCGCUUGCACCACCAGCGUCGACGUCGCCGACGGCGUCGCGGCGGCGCCCCGCAGCUAGCCAGCUAGCCGUCUCCGAUCCUCGCGCGCUGAU